CGGAGAGGACGGCAGCGGCAGCGGCUGUUACUGCAGUCCUCUUUCAUUGUCAAAUGGAGAGGACGACAGGGAGAAUGAAAGCGCAGAUCCGGGCGAGGAGGACGAAGGUCACGCAGUGCACAGCACACCGCCGCCAUCUGCAAUGCCGUCAUUCACAUGUGCUGCACCUUCCGUUGCGGACCUCUUCCCAGAGCAACGCCAAGAUGGUGGAUGAAAAGGAGGACGGGUGGGGCAUGGGAGGAUCUGCGGCAAUGCAACGACGCGACGGAGGACUGCUUUCGAGACAAGCUGCGCAUGUCGCCACGUGUCUUCCAAGAGAUUGCUGAAGCUCUGUCGCCGUUGCUGCAGCGCCGUGUGACAUUCUACAGUGAGCCGCUGCAGCCAGAUCAGAUCGUCGUGUACACGUUGUACAGGUUGGUGUCGGGGGAGACGUACGAGAGCAGCACUUGUAACUUCGGCAUCGGCAAAGCGUCAAGUUUGGUGGCGCUGAGAGACGUCACUACGGCGUUGCUGAUGGUCUACCGUGACAAGAUAUCGUGGCCGGCGGGGGUGCGCAAGUCUGUUGUCCUCUGUGCUUUCACUGGCAAGGGGUUCCCCAACUGUCAUGGCUGCAUCGACUGCACGAACAUCUACAUCAACAAGCCGGCAAACGCCCCUAGCGAGGACUACUACGAUCGGAAACGACGUUUCUCGAUCAUCGUGCAGGUCGUCGUCGAUCUGGACUUGCGUGUGCUGGAUGUCUUCAUUGGCUAUCCUGAGGGCUGACACGACAUCAGGAUCAUUCACUUGUCUAGUCUAUGGGCGCGUGCAGAGGCUGGCAAACUUUUCACAGGACCGCU
Messenger RNA from Chara braunii, 839 nucleotides. NCBI's taxonomy places the organism in Eukaryota, Viridiplantae, Streptophyta, Charophyceae, Charales, Characeae. The record is from the annotation of a GenBank genome assembly.